AUGCCUUUUGCUAGUCAGGAAUUUCGCAGAUUUGCAACAGAAUGGGGUUUUAAGGCAACUACCUCGUCUCCCAAAUACCCGCAAUCAAAUGGUCUAGCGGAGCGGUACAUUCAGACCAUCAAGCGAUCCCUCAAGAAAGCAGAUGCUGAAGGGAAAGAUCCGUAUCUAGCCCUACUCAACCUACGAAUUGAGGACAAAACUUCCUUCAGACCAGGAUUUCUAGACCACAGGCGACGGCAGGAAGCAGCACAGCAGUUGCAACACCGGCAAUUAAAGCAGAAGCAAUUCUACGACCGAGGAUCGGUUUCUAGAGACCGACUAUCUCCAGGAGACGUAGUGCGGGUGCAACGAGGGAAAGAGUGGGAUCCAGCGGUAGUAGCAGCUGUUCACAAAUCUCCACGCUCUUAUGAAGUCCAACAGGGGAGUCAAACACUACUGAAAAACAGCCGUCAUCUUCGGGCGUCUAAGGAACCCAGGCCUCGGUCCACACCAGGACGUGAUGAUUUGGAUGAGAUCCCUCCUUAUCAAGACCAAGACUCUAGUGCCUCGGUCUCAGCUGACGACCAGCACCCCGAACCACAAGAAAGCAGCAUCGAACCAUUGAACAAACCCCACAAGCCCUACGUGACGGCCAGUGGUAGAGUGGUACGAAAACCGGUGAAGUAUAGAGACUACGUUUGA
Messenger RNA from Corticium candelabrum, 681 nucleotides. RefSeq lists its product as uncharacterized. The transcript is spliced from 2 exons. Gene Ontology annotation, molecular function: nucleic acid binding. The coding region runs from base 1 to 681 and encodes 226 amino acids. Gene Ontology annotation, biological process: DNA integration. NCBI's taxonomy places the organism in Eukaryota, Metazoa, Porifera, Homoscleromorpha, Homosclerophorida, Plakinidae. The record is from RefSeq and is a predicted model, not a curated record.